GUGGCCGUUCCCCCCGGCGCAGUGUGGGAAGAACUUCACCUGUCUGAAUGGUGGCAAGUGCGUCAGCGAGCCCUGGGGAGCCAACUGCACGUGCAAGCCCGGAUUCACCGGCAGGACUUGUCAGAUCAACAUAAACGAGUGCGAGCCAAACCCCUGCCAGAACGGAGGGACGUGCCAAGACUCGGAGAACAAGUACGAGUGCGUGUGCAGCGCCAGCUACACGGGAGAGCGCUGUGACGUUAACAAAGGGACUCCAGGUGCUCUCUUCCCCUCCCCACUAAUUGAAGUAGCUGUCCCUGUAGCCUGUGGCUCUUUACUGCUACUCAGUAUUGGUCUCAUAUUCAUGAUUCUCACUGCAAGGAAGAGGCGUCAGUCGGAGGGAACCUACAGCCCGAGCCAGCAAGAGGUGGCAGGAGCUCGGCUGGAGAUGGACA
Eurypyga helias (sunbittern) is the source of this 434-nucleotide messenger RNA. RefSeq names its product crumbs family member 3 (gene CRB3). Gene Ontology annotation, molecular function: calcium ion binding. Gene Ontology annotation, biological process: establishment or maintenance of epithelial cell apical/basal polarity; heterophilic cell-cell adhesion. Gene Ontology annotation, cellular component: plasma membrane; protein-containing complex. The transcript has 3 exons. The annotation marks the transcript as partial. The record is from RefSeq and is a predicted model, not a curated record. Lineage: Eukaryota; Metazoa; Chordata; Aves; Eurypygiformes; Eurypygidae.